This is a messenger RNA of Catharus ustulatus (Swainson's thrush), 2473 nucleotides long. RefSeq names its product proline, glutamate and leucine rich protein 1 (gene PELP1). Gene Ontology annotation, cellular component: nucleus. Lineage: Eukaryota; Metazoa; Chordata; Aves; Passeriformes; Turdidae. The record is from RefSeq and is a predicted model, not a curated record. The coding region runs from base 1 to 2358 and encodes 785 amino acids. The transcript has 19 exons. Gene Ontology annotation, biological process: rRNA processing.
AUGGCGGCCGUGGCGGCUCCGCGGGCCCCUCCGGCCGCGCCGCUGCUCGAGGCGCUCUCGGCGCUCUCGGCGCUGCCCCCGCACCGCCGCGCCAUCCCGGGGCUCGUCCGGGGCCUCCGCGACAGCGCCGGGACCCAGGCUGCCCUCGGGGGUCUCCUCAGCGUCACCAGCGCCCGCCUGGGCUCCAUGAAGACGCGGUUCGAGGGGCUGUGCCUCCUGUCCCUCCUGGUCAGCGAGAGCCCGACCGAGGCCUUCCAGCAGCACUGCCUGGGCUGGCUGCGGCUGCUGCAGCACCUCCUGCAGUCGCAGGACCCCCCCCCCACGGUGGCCCUGGGGGUGUCGGUGCUGCGGGAGCUGCUCCGGUUCUCGGCUCAGCUGCCGGAGCUGGCGCGGGACAUCGGCACCAACCACAUCCCGGGGAUCCUCACCUCCCUGCUGGCCCUGCGCCCCGAGUGCGAGCUCUCCACCCUGGAGGGGAUCCAGUCCUGCCUGCAGUUCUACCCCGGCGCCUGCGGCUCCAUGAGGGGCAAGCUGGCCGCGCAUUUCCUGUCCCGCAUCGACAGCGACAGCCCCCGGCUGCAGCAGCUGGCCUGUGAGUGCUACGCCCUGCUGCCCUCCCUGGGCCGGGGGUUCUCGCAGGGGCUGCGGCACACGGAGUGCUGGCACCAGCAGCUGCAGGGGGUGCUGGCCACGCUGCACGGGCUCCUGGGGGCUCUGUUCGAGGGGUGUGAGACAGAUCCCCUCCCCUACGAGGGCCCUGGUGUCCCCCUGCUGCUGCCCCCUCCCCAGGACGGCGACUCCGGGGAUUUCCUGACGCUGCACUCGAGGUUCUCGGGGCUCUGCCGGGUGCUCCGCCUGCUGCUCAGUAAGGAUUUCGUGGCCCCAGUGACCGUCCCAGUUCAGGACAUUCUGGAUCUCGUUUGCCGCGCCCUCAACGUCACCACCAAGAACCUGAGCUGGUUCGGGGAGGGGCCCCUGCGGGGGCUGGUCCUGCCCCAGCUGCACCUGGACGUGCUGGACGUGCUGGGGGCGCUGGUGCUGGCCUGUGGCCCCCGCCUGGUGCGCUGGGGGUCCCUCCUGUGCCGCCUCUUCCCGCAGGUUCUGAGCUCCUGGAGCUGCCCCAGGGACCCCCCGGCGGGGCAGGAGAGACCCUACGGGGCUGUCAGGACCCGUCUGUACCAGGUGCUGGAGCUCUGGGUCCAGGUUUCUGGGGCAGCCUCGGGGGUCCUGCAGACCCCUGGCCCCCCCAGUGAGGCUCUGCUGGCUCAGCUGCUCUGUGACAUCUCCCCCCCCAGCGAGGGGGCCAAGCUGCGCCCGGAGCCCAAACCCAGCGCCCCCAAGAGACCCAAACUGGGGGAGGGGCCUGAGGGGCCCCCCCUGCACAGGAAAGGGGAGCCCACAGCAAACAGUGACACCUGUGCUGCUGCUUUAUCAGCUCUGCGCAGGAUCCUCCUGACCGGGGGGCCCCUGAUCAAGGAGGAGACUCACAGGGUGAGGGGGGGAAUUUGGCAGGAGCUGCUGCUGCCGCUGGCGCUGCGCCUGCCCCUCCCCCCGCUGCCCCCCGAGUUUUUGGGGUCCCCGUUCGGGAGCGGGAGGUGCCGGGGGGGGCUCUACGGGGUCCUGCAGGCCCUGCUGCUGGGGACCCCCCCUGGGGCGGCCCCCCCCCUCAGCUGUGCCAUCAGGGCCUUCACACAGGGGCAGAGGGACCCUGACGUGCAGGUCUCCUCUCUCUGCUCCGAGUUCCUGGUGGUCGCCAACGCGCUGGCCCGACCCUGGGUGCCCCCCCUGGGCUCCCCUCCCCCACCCCCCGCCCCUCCCCCACCCCCGGACCCUUCCCUGCGGCCCCUCCCCCCUCCCAACCCCGAGCCCGCCCCUCCCCCGCCCUCGCCUGGGGGGGUGGGGGUCCCGGGUGGGGGAGGGGCGCGGCCCCGGCGCCCCGUGUUCGUUCACUACGACAAGGAGGAGGCGUCGGACGUGGAGAUCUCGCUCGAGAGCGACUCGGACGAUUCCGUGGUGAUCGUGCCCAAAAAGCCGCCCCUCCCCCACCCCGCCCCUCCCCCACCACCCCCCCCACCAGCAGCGCUGCCUCCCCCUCCCCCACCCCCCGUUCCCCCCGCCCCUCCCCCCGAGCUCGAGGCCGCCCCCAAAUCCCCUCCCCCACCGACCCCGACCCCUCCCCCACCCAAGGCCGGGCCCAGCCCCGACCCCUCCCCCCCCGCCCCUCCCCCACCGCUGCAGGAGGAGCCCCCCGAGAACCCCCCGGAAAAGGAGGAGGAGCAGGACGAGACCACCUCCAUGUUGGCCGAUUUCAUCGACUGCCCCCCCGACGACGAGAAAACCCCCGAGACCCCCCUGUGACCCCCCAAAAAAAACCCCAAAUUUCGGGGAAUUCCCCCCAAUAAACAUCGCCCCCUCCCCAAACGCAAAGCGCGCCUGGUCCUCCGCGCCGCCAGGGGGUGCCACGUGCUUCCGG